AGGUAAUUUUCAAAAAGAUUCUGCGGGUUUUAAAUAAAACACGUCAGUCACCUCUAUAGCACCUUGUAAUGUAGUGACCUACAUGAGUACCUUGUAACCUGACACAUGCACACUUUACAGCUGAAACUUUGCUUGAGGCAAACAGGGGAGGCUCAAGAGUGUGCAUGUGAGGGAUAAAAAUAGCAUUAGUUGUCACACUGCAGGGAGGGUUUCAUACCAAAUAUCAAAACAACUCUGUGAACCAACCGUCUGAACAGCCAGCAGGCACGUUAGCCAGAGAGAGCGAAACAACUACAGAAACAGAUAGGAAGGCCUUUGAAGACUGUCAUUCACUCUCUCAUACACAUUUCACACAACCACCUCAGAGGUGAGACAUUCAGCAUGUCACAAGGCAGCUUUGUCUUUUCAUCCAUGGCCUUGCGUUCUCUUCAACUUGACGAGGACAUGCUGGAAAGGCACCAGUACAAGAAGCAGCUGGCCUCCCAUCAACUCAAUAACUAUCUGCUGAAAAAGGAGGCCAGGGACAGGGCACCGCUGAGGCCCAGCAAGGCCCUGCCCGCAGCGCUCUGCCAGGAUGCGGUCGUCGUAAAUGCUCUGUAUACAGGAGACCUGGAGGCUAUGCAGCGACUGUUUCCGCGAGGAUCCACAGUUAACCUCAUCAUCGAACCACAAGGAGGGGAUAUGCGCUGGGUCGCCACAGGAGAAGGACUUUGGUCACUGAGUUAUGAGCAAGAAUUGACAACACCACUUCACAUCACCGCUGGACGAGGCUUCACAGAGUGCCUCAGACUCCUGCUGCAACGAGGAGCCAAUGUAGACCUAGCACCUGGAGGCACCACAGCCCUGCAUGAGUCCUGUGAAAACUGCCAGCCAGAGUGUACCAAACUGCUGCUGAUCCACGGCGCCAAUGCUAAUGCUGUCUCUGAGGAGGGCCUCAUGCCACUGCACGUCUGUACCACCCUUGAAUCUUUUGAAUGUGCCAAAUACCUCCUCCAGUAUGGUGCAGCCAUCAAUGGUCGCACUCUAGAUGAAGGUGACAGUCCUUUACAUGUGGCAGCCAGAAACGGCCUCCCUGACCACGUGGACCUCUACCUGCGUUAUGGAGCUGCUGUGGACAGACAGAACGAUGAAGGGCUCACCCCCCUGAAUGCAGCGUGUUCACAACCCCAGGAGCUCCAGGAACUUCAAAGUUACUGCAAGGUGUGCCAGACACUGCUAGGGGCCGGGGCCGACAUCCACACCAUGGACCAGGACAAACACAAUCCUCUACACAUGGCCUGUAAGAAUGCCAACCCUGAUAUAGUGGAUCUGCUGCUGGCUAAAGGCGCCUGCGUCAAUGAGAUGGACUAUGGGGGCGAAGCUCCCAUGCACAACAUCCUGAAAGUGGUCAGCUACAAGGUUUCCCAUGAGCCUGAGAGGAUUGUUCGUGCUUUGCUAAACCAUGGUUCUAUUCGGGUAUGGCCUGGAGCUCUACCUGUGGUUCUGAAGCACUGCUCUGUGUCUCCACGCACCAUCGAAGUUCUCCUGAACGCCUACAGUCAACUUAAAGUCAGAGACACAUGGGUGGAGGCUGUGUCACCUGAGGUGUUCCAGGAGCACAAAGAAUUCUACGAGUCCGUCUUCUCUCUAGAGAUGACUCCUCGAUCCCUGCAGCACUUGGCACGUUGCAAAGUCAGGAACUUCUUGGAUGGCCGAGUUCACAUAGUGGUCCCUAAACUGGAUCUGCCCACCUUCAUUAAGAACUACCUGCUGCUGGACUACAGAGGUUAUAUCCACUAGAAAGCACUUUGUGUAGUCUAUCAUAGAUAUGUUGUUGAUUGAGGGCUGCUAUAUGAGGGAGCUGAGAGACUGUUCACGAUAUAAACAUCAUAAUAAAAUAUACAGCAUCAACUGUAACACUGUAGGGCAACACACUUUUUAUGAUUGACCCUCAGAAGCUGUUCGUUCCCCAACACUUUAAUUCCAGAUCAUCCCUCAGCUCAGAAACAUGUUUGAUGUUACACCACAAGAGGGCGCUGUAGACUAGAUUUGAUCAAAUAUAAAGCAGGUGUGCAAUUGUGUGUUUUUUAUCUUACAUAUUUUAUGACUGAAUAUUUUUUUAUCCUGCACUUGUUGAUGACGAGGAUGUUUGUAUUUGUAUACAUUCAUAUAUAGCUGUGGUUUGCUGCAUAUGAGGGCGCUGAGGAGUGCUAUUGGCAGAUAUUGGCAUUAAUAAUUACCCUUUAAUUUACCACUGACAUGCGUGUAACUGGAAGUUGUAUAUAAGAAAUAAGCUUGAUAUAAGAAUAAAAUUGCCCUCCAUGGCUAAGUGAA
Molecule: messenger RNA, 2313 nt
Organism: Notolabrus celidotus (New Zealand spotty)
Lineage: Eukaryota; Metazoa; Chordata; Actinopteri; Labriformes; Labridae
Gene: asb10
Product: ankyrin repeat and SOCS box containing 10
Exons: 5
Coding region: 382-1779 (465 amino acids)
Biological process (GO): negative regulation of delayed rectifier potassium channel activity; intracellular signal transduction; neuronal action potential
Cellular component (GO): synapse; membrane; axon initial segment
Molecular function (GO): transmembrane transporter binding
Source: RefSeq, a predicted model, not a curated record